Carassius carassius (crucian carp) is the source of this 1664-nucleotide messenger RNA. RefSeq names its product G-protein coupled receptor 183-B-like. Lineage: Eukaryota; Metazoa; Chordata; Actinopteri; Cypriniformes; Cyprinidae. Bases 172 to 1242 code for a protein of 356 amino acids. Gene Ontology annotation, cellular component: membrane. The transcript is spliced from 2 exons. Gene Ontology annotation, molecular function: oxysterol binding; G protein-coupled receptor activity. The record is from RefSeq and is a predicted model, not a curated record. Gene Ontology annotation, biological process: G protein-coupled receptor signaling pathway.
AGAGGAACAGAGUAACAGACAGUGAGAGAGAGGCAGGAAGAGAUGCUGAACUCUUGGUUUUGCUGCAUUUCACGCUGCUUUAAAAGUGUGAUAUAGAGAUUUAGAGUAGCACCAAUGUCUGAGUGAAAAUCUGCUCUCACUUAUCUGUGCUUUCUUCUGUAUAUAACUAAGAUGGACACUGAUUUAGACCAAAACUACUCUUGCACCAAGUUGUAUGACCAUCGCCCAGUGGCCCGGGUUCUCAUUCCUCUGGCCUAUUCCAUCAUAUGUCCAGUGGGACUUUUAGGCAACGCCCUGGCUCUUCAUGUGAUCUUCCUCAACAUCACCAAACUCAAUUCCAUCACGCUUUAUUCUGCCAACCUGGCAGUGUCUGAUAUCCUGUUCUGCCUGUCGCUUCCCCUUCGAGCGGUUUACUACGGCCUUGGCUUCCACUGGCCCAUGGGGGAAGGACUCUGUAAAGCCAUAACACUGCUCUUCUAUGUGAACUGCUAUGCUGGAGUGAACUUCAUGACUUGUCUGGCAAUCGAUCGUUUUGUGGCACUGGUGUUUCCUCUGAAGCUAACCAAAUGGAGAAAAGUGAAAAAUGCCCGACUGGUGUGUAUGGCCAUAUGGCUACUGGUGCUGGCCCAGACGCUGCCUCUCCUGACCAUCAAAUUGACCAAAAAGGAGCAUGACAAUAACAUCACCUGUAUGGAAUACCCUAAUUUUGAGGGCCUUUUCAAAGGGCUGCCCUCCUUGCUGAUUAUUGGGGUAGGUAUAGGCUUUGUAGUCCCACUGGUGACAAUCAUCGCCUGCUACUCUAUAUUGACCCGUAAACUACGUCUAGCAGCAAAGUCAAACCGACUGACACAACGUUCUGGAAGAACCAAAAAAGCAAGAGGAGUGAUCGCAGGAGUGGUAUUUGUGUUCAUGGUGUGUUUCGGCCCAUACCAUCUAGACCUUCUGCAAUACAUGAUCCGAAAACUUAUCUAUGAUCCGGACUGCAAGGAGCUACAGUCCUUUCAGAUAUCCCUGCAUAUUACAGUGUGCCUUAUGAACUUAAAUUCAUGCCUGGAUCCCUUUGUUUACUUUUUUGCAUGUAAAGGCUACAAGCAGAAGCUGAUGAGAAUGAUGAAGUGGCAGGUUGGCACCCACUUCUCUAGUGUUGGAAGAACCUCACAUGAAAGUUCAGGCACAGGCGAUAUGCGCGGUACACGCCGCAACACAGGAAUAACAAUGAACAAUGUUAGAGAAGCUCAGUAAAACAACUGGCAAAAAAAGCCUACGUAAGGUGAUAAAAAGAGGUAACAAACACAUACAGUAUGUGGGGCUGAACUUAAAGCCAAGAACAAGGCAAAAAAUGUCCCAGACAACUCGUCUUUCCAGAUUUUAAACAGCACACACUUCAUAAAACAGAUGGACGCUAGACAAGCACUGCCAUCAAAGUUGAGAAAGAAAAAAUACUUGCUGCAAAAAGACUAUAGUCUAUUAUAGACUAUUUUCCGUUCAAAACAUAACUGUGAAAGGGUCAGUUCACCAAACAUGAAUAUUCGGUCAAUAUUUACUCACUUGUUGUAAAACUGUAUGUCUUCCUUUCUUUUAUUAAACUUUUAUUUUUUUUAUUUACAAUGGAAGUCAAAAGUCACCAAAAUGGUUUGAUUAGCAACAUUCUUUAAAAUAUUUUC